Molecule: messenger RNA, 750 nt
Organism: Ostreobium quekettii
Lineage: Eukaryota; Viridiplantae; Chlorophyta; Ulvophyceae; Bryopsidales; Ostreobiaceae
Source: the annotation of a GenBank genome assembly
AUGGGCUUCGUCUCCCUGCUGGGCCACUUCCUGGUGGGCGUGGGCCCGCCGCUGGUCUUCUUCGUCCUCUUCAUCUCCCGCCGCUCCUUCGUCGUCCUGGUCACCCUGGCCUCCGCCUUCUACUACCUCGUCGUCUUCCUGCUCACCGCGUCGCUGCUGCGCGGCCUGGUGCCCCUGGACCCCUCCCCGGGGCCUCACGCCGGCGCCCUGGCGGCCGCCGUGGCCAUCGAGACCGCCGCGCGCUACCUGCUCUGGGUCCUGCACCGCAUGACCACCAACACGCUGGCGGACACGGCGCGGCGAACGGGCAAGUCGUGGAGCCCAUCGGACGCGUUGCACGUCAGCGUGGGAUUCGGCUUCGGCCAGGGAGCCGCGCACGCGGUGUUCUUCUUCUUGGCUGCGCUGCCCCUGCUGGCGGGCGAGGCCACCUACUACGUGGACCGCUGCCCCCAGAUGUCCUAUUUUCUGACGCUGGCGCUGCUGGAAUUGGGCUUCUCGGCCUUGCACACGGCCGGGACGGUGGUCUUCUUCAGCGGGCUGAGCGCGGGGGAGGGGGGCCUGAGGGUGUGGGGCCCGCCGCUGCUGCACCUGGCCGCCGCGAUGUGCACGCUGGCGAGCUUCAGGGAGGGCGGGUGCGCGGGGUCGGUGCCCGCGGUGGGGGCGCUGGCCGCGGGGACGUGCGCGUGGGCUGUGAGGGUGGCCGUCGCUGAGGCGUCAAGGAGGCCGGGGCUGAUUCGGACCGAGCGGUGA